Molecule: messenger RNA, 1761 nt
Organism: Plasmodium vinckei vinckei
Lineage: Eukaryota; Apicomplexa; Aconoidasida; Haemosporida; Plasmodiidae
Product: peptidyl-prolyl cis-trans isomerase, putative
Exons: 4
Coding region: 1-1761 (586 amino acids)
Biological process (GO): protein peptidyl-prolyl isomerization
Cellular component (GO): nucleus
Molecular function (GO): ubiquitin protein ligase activity; peptidyl-prolyl cis-trans isomerase activity
Source: RefSeq, a predicted model, not a curated record
AUGGGGAAACAUAAACAUAGCAAAGAUAAGUUAUAUAUUCUGCAAUCAGAAUAUAGAAGAGACGCAUUAAUAAAGAAACAAAUAAAAUCCAGAAAUUCAACAUAUUUACCUUUUAAUUAUUGUUGUAUAAGUUUAAGACCAUUCACUGAUCCAUAUUGUGACGAAGAUGGAAGGCUUUACGAUAAAAAAAGUGUUUUAGAAGAAAUGGAGAAAUCCAUAAGAAAUAAUAAACCUGGAAUUGAUAUAAAAAAAUUAAUUAAAGUGAAUUUUUAUAAACAUGAAAAUGAAUAUAUAUGUCCUAUAACAAGAAAAUAUUUUAAUAAACAUACAAAAAUUAUAUUAAAUAAAAAAACUGGAAAUACAUUUUCAUCAGAAAUUUUUAAACUAUUUCCAAAUAAAAAUGAAAUGUUUGAUCCAAUUACACAUGAUACCAUGAAUAUGUUAGACUUAAUUGUCUUACAAGACCCCUUAAAUAAUAAACAUAACAUGAAUGAGUUGCAUAAUCAAUUUGUUCAGAAAGAAAAAGAAAAAAGUCAACAUAUUCAGGAAAAUGGUGCAAUCAUGAGUAUAUUACAAGAAGUAAAAAAUAAACAAAUGGAAAAUAAUAAAUUAGACGCAAACAAAAAUAAAGGUGAAGAUAAACAUUCAAGGUUUAAAGAUGAUUAUAAAAAUGAAAAACGAGAAAAAAACAAAUAUUUGUAUUCAACAAAUAAAGAUAAUGAAAAUAAUUAUAUUGAAGAUGAUAGUAAUAGUGAAAAUGAAAUAAAAAUAAAAUGUGAAAAUUAUAGUGAUAAUAAAUUAGCUCAAAGUGUUACAUCAACUAUAUAUAAUGCAACAUACAAAAAUACUUUUGUUUAUCUUCCAGAAGCACAAGUUCAUGAUAUGAUAUAUACCAAUGUUAUAAAAAAUAAAAAAAAUAGUUAUGUACGUUUAAUAACUGAUGUAGGUAUGAUUAAUAUUGAACUAUAUGCAUAUAAAUGCCCAAAAUUAUGUCAUAAUUUUUUAUUUUUAUGUGAAUACAAAUAUUAUAACAAAACAGAUAUAUUUAAAAAAGACAAAGAUAUUAAUAUUGUUUAUUUGGGGGCAUGUAAAAAUAAUAUACAUUCAGCAGCAUCCGGAUUUUAUUGGAGAAAAAAAUUAAAAAAAUAUAAAUUACGAAAAAAAAUCGAUAAUGAAAAAAUUAUUAAUAAGUUAAAAGAAGAAAUAAAUGUAAAUAGUGACAAUGAUAGUGAUAUAGGAAUUAAAUAUUUAAGAUGUAAUGAUAACAGACAUACUGCAGAAACUAAUUCAUAUGGUAACAUAUAUAUGUUUAAAUAUUAUAAUCAAAAAUAUUCAAAUAUGUUUUAUAUAUCCCUAUCAGAGGAUUAUACAACUAAUAAUCCAUGCAUUGGAAAAGUUGUCGGAGGAAAUGAUACAUUAGAAAAGUUAAAAAAUCUGGACACAACUUCAAUGAAUGAUGAACACUAUACCUUAAAUGAAACGAUUAUAUACACAAACCCAUUUAAAGAGGUUAUAAAAGAAAUGAAAGAAGAUUCAAAAAAAAAAAAUAUGCCAGAGCCCCCAAAAGAAAAACCCAAAACUUUCAUCGAUGAUGAUAUCUUUGUAGAAAAUAAAAAUGACGAUAUAGGAAAAUAUAUAAAAUGGCAAAAUUUUAAAAACAAUAAUAAAAAUCCAAAUUCUGAUGAAUCAAAAUUAAAUAUAUUAAAAAAGGAAAAUGCAUCAAAGCCAAAGCAAGUCAAAAUGGAUUUUUCGGGUUGGUAG